This is a messenger RNA of Syngnathus acus (greater pipefish), 1601 nucleotides long. It is a transcript of the gene prpf38a, whose product is annotated as pre-mRNA processing factor 38A. The transcript has 2 exons. Gene Ontology annotation, cellular component: precatalytic spliceosome. Lineage: Eukaryota; Metazoa; Chordata; Actinopteri; Syngnathiformes; Syngnathidae. The record is from RefSeq and is a predicted model, not a curated record. Bases 202 to 1158 code for a protein of 318 amino acids.
GCGGGGGUCCGAGCGGAAGUGCAAGCCGUUCUCCCCCGGCUUCCUCUGUUGUCGCGACGAACGAUCGAAAGUUGGCCGCUUUGGACCGCGGAUCAACUGCGCGUCGCCUAUCCGGCUCUUGGAUUUUUCUAGCCGAACUCCCGAGCGCAAUUUGAGCGGCAACCAGCGAAGAAGAACAAGGCGUUUGACGCGGCGCCAAAAAUGGCCAACAGGACGGUGAAAGACGCCAACAGCAUCCACGGGACCAACCCGCAGUACUUGGUCGAGAAGAUUAUCCGAACCCGCAUUUACGAGUGCAAGUACUGGAAAGAGGAAUGCUUUGGGCUGACCGCCGAGCUGGUGGUCGACAAGGCCAUGGAGCUCAAGUACGUGGGCGGCGUGUUCGGGGGCAACAUCAAGCCCACGCCGUUCCUGUGUCUCGUGCUCAAGCUGCUGCAGAUCCAGCCCGAGAAGGACAUCAUCGUCGAGUUCAUCAAGAACGAGGACUUCAAGUACGUGCGCUUGCUCGGCGCCAUGUACAUGCGCCUCACCGGCACGACGGUCGACUGCUACAAGUACCUGGAGCCGCUUUACAACGAUUACAGGAAGAUCAAGACGCAGAACCGUAACGGCGAGUUUGAGCUGAUGCACGUGGACGAGUUCAUCCACGAGCUGCUUCACUCGGAGAGAAUGUGCGAUAUCAUCCUGCCGCGGCUGCAGAAGCGCCAGGUCCUGGAGGAGGCCGAGAUGCUGGAGCCGCGCGUCAGCGCCCUGGAGGAGGACCUGGACGAGGACCUGGACGAGGCCGAGAGCAGCGACGACGACGACGAGGAGGGCGGCGGCGGCGGGCGGCCCGACGGGGUCCCCGGUCCUGAGCCGCACCGGCGGGGGGCCCGCCGGUGCGACGACAGGCCGCGCCACUCGCCCUCCCCCCCCCGCCGCCGCCGCAGCAGCCGCUCGCCACGCCGCAGGAGCCGCUCGCCCAAGGCCCGCCGGAGCCCCGAUGCCCGCCGCGAGCGCCGGCGCGGCAGCAAAAGCCCGCGGCGCCACCGGGAGCGCAGGCGCCGCUCCAAGUCGCCGGCCGCCCACCGCAGGAGCCGCCGGCACCGCAGCCGCUCCAAGAGCCCCGACAAGAGCGGCAAGAAGAGUCGCAAGAAGAGUCGCCGGAGCGACCCGUAGCUCGGGGUGAGCCAAAGAUAGGGGCGACCCAAAAGUAAGGGUGACUGGCGCGUGACUGCUCCAAAUCAGCCAUGUCCUCCUUUUUGUGUUCUUUUUUUUUUUUGGGUACAUUCUGUCACCGGACCGACCGGUGCGUUUGAGAGCGUCCGAGUGAGCUUUUUGCUCAUUGCUGGUGCUGGUGCUGGUGCUGAUGUUCCUCCCCAAAAUGACGAGCCUUGGUUUGGAUGCCUUUGGUUGGCUGUGCUCUCCAUUCAAUGUGUCUUCCAAUGAGGGAAGGGGCUCGCCCCGCGCCACCGGCCGGCUCUUUGUUACUGUCACUUACCUGUUUUAGCCAUGCCUCCUCAUUUUGUCUGCUAUCCUGCGGAGUGGAACAAAAGCAGUGAGAAAGCAGUUGUAAAUUUGAAAGCAUGUGCCGACUUUGAAUAAAGGCGCUCAAAUCAAGA